This is a messenger RNA of Brugia malayi, 2136 nucleotides long. RefSeq names its product Glycogen synthase, putative. The transcript has 18 exons. Gene Ontology annotation, biological process: glycogen biosynthetic process. Gene Ontology annotation, cellular component: cytoplasm. The record is from RefSeq and is a predicted model, not a curated record. The coding region runs from base 1 to 2136 and encodes 711 amino acids. Gene Ontology annotation, molecular function: alpha-1,4-glucan glucosyltransferase (UDP-glucose donor) activity. Lineage: Eukaryota; Metazoa; Nematoda; Chromadorea; Rhabditida; Onchocercidae.
AUGUCGGAAUCAGCAACGCUGCAAAGACGUUUAUCACGCAGACUUACGAAUACCAAAAUUGUCAAGGAACUUUCGAGCAUAGAAAAUGCUACAGUUGUUGAAAUGGAUCAUGGUGAACAAGCGCGUCGAGAAGGUCGCUUCGUUUUUGAAUGCUCUUGGGAAGUAGCUAACAAAGUUGGCGGAAUAUACACAGUAUUACGAACAAAAGCAUCGGUAACAACUGAAGAAUUAGGUGAUCAGUACUGCAUGUUGGGUCCAUAUAAGGAAGAACGAGUAAAAUUGGAAGUUGAAAUUUUACAACCUGACUCAUCAUCACUGAAAUAUGCUUUGGAUCAGUUACGAGAUCUUGGCUUUAAGGCUACUUAUGGUAGAUGGUUAAUUGAUGGCUAUCCAAAAGUAGUACUAUUUGAUAUAGUUUCAGCUGCUUGGAAACUUGAUCAGUGGAAACAAGAGUUAUGGGAUUCGUGUAAAAUCGGUAUACCAUAUCAUGAUAGCGAAUCGAAUGAUGCAGUUGUAUUGGGUUUCAUGGUUGCAAUAUUCAUUCAAAAGUAUUUGUAUGCAAUAGAAGGUUAUCAACCAUUAUGUGUAGCUCAUUUUCAUGAGUGGCAAGCUGGUAUUGGUCUUAUCUUGUCCAGUAAUACUUUAAAACAUAUAUUAGAACUAGCAAAUUGUUAUUUCAUACUAUGGAAAACGAAUGUUUCAACAAUUUUUACAACACAUGCUACCUUACUGGGAAGAUAUCUCUGUGCUUCCGGUGCAGACCUGUACAACAAUAUUGAUAAAUUUGAUGUUGAUCGCGAAGCAGGGAUACGCCAAAUUUAUCAUAGAUAUUGUAUUGAAAGAGCAGCGGCUAAUUUGGCGCAUAUUUUUACAACUGUAAGUGAAAUAACAGGUCUUGAGGCGACACAUUUAAUUAAAAGGAAGCCGGAUAUUUUAACGCCAAAUGGUUUGAAUGUGGUGAAAUUUGCAGCUUUACAUGAAUUUCAAAAUUUGCAUUCAGUUGCAAAAGAGAAAAUUCAUGAUUUUAUCCGUGGACAUUUUUAUGGACAUUAUGAUUUUAAUUUGGAUAAAACAAUUUAUUUAUUUACUGCCGGACGGUAUGAAUUUACAAAUAAAGGUGGCGAUUUUUUUAUUGAAGCAUUGGCAAGAUUAAAUUAUCUUCUAAAGACAUCAACUGAUGCAAAUUGUAAAGAUGUCACCGUGGUUGCAUUUAUUAUUUAUCCCGCAGCAGCAAAUUCAUUCAAUGUGGAAUCAUUAAAGGGACAAGCGGUAUGCAAGCAAUUACAUAAUACAAUAUCAAGAAUAAAAGAAAACUUAGCAUCAAGAAUGUUCGAAGCAUGCUUGAAAGGUCGUAUACCAGAUAUGGAGGAUUUACUACUUCCAGAUGAACGUAUCCAAUUAAAGCGUUGCAUACUAAGUGCAAAGCGUGAUAAUUUGCCUCCAAUAUGUACGCAUAAUAUGCUUGAUGAUGCUUGUGAUCCCGUAUUAAAUGCUUUCCGACGUACUCAACUUAUAAAUCAACCGUUUGAUCGCGUUAAAGUAAUAUUCCAUCCGGAAUUUCUAUCAUCUGUUUCACCCUUAAUGAAUUUGGAUUACGAAGAUUUUGUUCGCGGUUGUCACAUGGGUGUUUUUCCAAGUUACUAUGAACCAUGGGGUUAUACACCAGCUGAAUGUACGGUAAUGGGUGUUCCAUCAGUUACAACCAAUCUAUCCGGAUUUGGUUGUUUUAUUCAGGAGCAAGUGCAGGAUCCUCAUACAUUCGGGAUUUUUGUUAUUGAUCGCCGUUUUAAAGAACCUAAUGCAUCUAUUGAUGAACUUGCAAAAACUCUUUAUGAUUUUACAUUACUUUCUCGUCGUCAGCGUAUUAUUAUGCGAAAUCGAACGGAAAGAUUAAGCGAACUUAUAGAUUGGAAAACUCUUGGAACAUUUUAUCGUGAAGCACGACGAAAAGCACUGGAAGUUACGCAUCCAAAUUUCAUGCAAGUAAUCGAAGAAACUGUUAAAAAAAUGUCACGACCAACAUCAGCACCAUCAACACCGACUACAAGUCGAUCGGUGUCACCAUACGAUAGCGAUGAAUCAGACACCGCGGAACAAGAAGCAUUUGAAGCAAAAGCAUGGGCGGAAGCUAAUUAG